AUGGAAUCAAAAUUACCAACAGAAUGCCUUUUACAAAUCCUUGAAAAUUUUGGCCCAACGUACAAUGAGUGGGAUGAUAGCUUUAAAUCGUUACAUGCUUGUAUCUUGGUCAAUCGCAAGUGGUGUGAAGCCGGACUUACCAUACUUUGGAGAGAGCCGAUUGAAUGGUUACAUUCAAAAGAACACAAUAGAAGUCGACUCGCACCAUUGAUAUCAAUUUAUAUUUCUUGCUUACCUCAAGGUUCGAAAUCUCAAAUCUCGGAUGGUGGGUUAGAAUUAUCCUCUUCAACUUUGAAGUCGGUAUCUAUCGACUAUCCGUCCUUGUUGAAGGGGUUGGAUUAUCAAUCUCUCUAUAAUGGGAUUGGAUUUUGGAUGAACGCGAAUGAUAUCCCGGAAGAUGAAAUAUUCCGAGAGGAAAUGAAAAAUCAAGUGCUGGAAUUUAUCUACGAAAUGUUUAUGGCUCGGUGCAAAAUUCUGAAAAGAUUCAGUAUUUUUAUGAAGGCUGGAUAUAUAUUAAAUGAAUAUUACCUUUUACAACUUCCUUUUGCAUCAGGCGCAGAUCAAAGUUUAUCAAACAUCACGGAAUUUUCAUGUAAAGCUUGCCUUUUCUCACAAUUUAUGUAUCUCGUAGCUCAAAUAUGCAGGAAUAUCAAGAGAUUUAAUAUAGAAUGUUGCUGUACGGAUAAUGGAGGGUUGGCAAAGCUCAUAGAAAUUCAAGAGGUUCCUUUGGAUUGCAUCUUGAUAAACUUGAAAAGUAAGAAUAUUCCUCUUGUCGAAAACGCCAUCAGGAAGAAAUCCCAUUCCGUUACGGAUGUGCGAUUGUUUGGAUAUGAUAUUUUAUUGGAUUAUUUUAAAGAAAGUAAAAAUAUCGAGAGAAUGAGGUUGAAAUUAAUUUCCUCCAUGCAAGGUGAUGGUACGAAUUUGAAGUAUUACAUGAAUUCAUCAUUCCCAAAGCUUAAAGAACUGUUCGUUUCAAUGAUUACGAUAUCACAAUCGAAUGUCUUAAUUAAAAAUACUCAUGGAAGUUUGGAAUCCUUGAAAUUUAUUUCUAAUUAUGGAAAUAUUAUGGAUCUUCCAGUUUUUACUGAGACAUUGAUCAAUAGUUGCAAGAACCUUUACCAAUAUGAUGGUCCACUUCAUAUUGAAGGGAUUGAAACGUUACAAUCAUUCUUUCAAAAAUGUCCAAAGCUCGAAUAUUUGAUUUUACGGAACCUAAAAGAUCAUGAUUUCGAUAUCAGCGAUGCAUUGCAACAAUCCGGACCGUUCGUUCCAAUUAAUUUAACCAGGUUACAAGUUACAAAUUAUACUAUCUCGACCGAAGCCUUGGAGAUCUUUUUGCGAGCGUGUGCUACCAGAUUGUGUAGGGUCUUGGAAUUUAUAUAUAAACCGAAAUCUAAAGACGCCAAACUGACAUUGGAAAAGUUUGCUGAUCAAGGAGUUAUAAAAGCAAAUCUUGAAAAUUGUGAAUAA
This is a messenger RNA of Funneliformis mosseae, 1470 nucleotides long. NCBI's taxonomy places the organism in Eukaryota, Fungi, Glomeromycota, Glomeromycetes, Glomerales, Glomeraceae. The record is from the annotation of a GenBank genome assembly.